AUGGAUAUCCUCUCACCCGUCACUAAUACACAUGUCAAGGUCAACUCCGUAGAAGAAGCCCUAUGGAAGCUCACUAGGGUCCCCAAUGGAGCUUCGGAAGAUCAAAUGCCGACGCCGCGGACUCUGGAAAAGACGCCCCCGUCUCCCCUUCAUGCGUUGAUCAUCGGCAUCAACAAGUUCAAGUCUGAGCGCAUCGUCGACUUACGAGGAUGCGUCGCCGACGCAGAUAAGAUCGAGGAGUACUUACAGGAUGAGCUCAACGUCCCGCCAAACCAAAUCAUCAAUCUGCGCGACGAGCAAGCGACACGUGUUGCUAUUCUCCGCGAGCUAAACGCACUUCGCACCCGCCCCUCUAUUCGCAAAGGCGACCCGAUCCUCAUUUUCUUCGCUGGCCAUGGUACUCGAGCGGACACUCCGAUUGGAUGGAACGCUGGUAGUGACAAGAUCUCGCUCAUUGUGCCUCACGAUUGUUGGUCGAAGGACAAGAACGGCGUAGACAUAUUGCCCAUUCCUGAUCGGACUGUCGGAGCUAUCCUACACGGUAUUGCAGAGCAAGAGGACGGAUCUGGAAAGGGCAAUAACAUCACCGUAAUCUUUGACUGCUGUCAUUCGGGAUCCGGGACGCGAGUGUCCGAGUUCACGGAGAGUCGCCUCGAGCGCGGUUUCACGAUGGAGGAGCCGAUACCCGCAUCUCUCGAUGAGGGGAUCUGGAGGAGCGCACGUGCUAUUGCGGUCGCCGCUGGAUUCCUCAACGCUGGCGCUCACUCGCACGUCCUUCUUGCCGCGUGCAAGGAGACAGAGGUCGCGCAUGAAGAAAACGGUCGCGGGGCGUUCACCUCAGCGCUUCUGCGCACACUGCGCGGUGUUGCCACGGAUAAGAUCACUUACAAGGAAGUCAUGGGUCUCCUUCCAGACAUACCGAAACAAAUACCGCAGUGCGAGGGCUACUAUGUCGACCGGGUCCUAUUCAAUGCUCUCUCUCCGAGCAAAGGGCGCGUUGUCUAUCCGGUCACCCAGGAGGGCGGGAACCUGAUCAUGCAGGCGGGAACCAUUCACGGCUUGACCCAGGACGCCAAGUUCGCUAUCUAUGCGAGUCGCGACUUCUUCCCCGGAGAGUCGCCAUUGGCCAUCGUAAUGGCCACAACGAUCAUGCCGUUCAACUCGGAGUUGAUUGUUUUGUCGCCUAAAGACAAGGAUGGGCCGGUGCUCCCAGCUGAGACGCCUUGCUUUGCCUUUCAAUCUUCGAUGGGCGAAGCUGAGGCCUUACGCAUCCACAUCCCGUUCUCCGACGAGUUCAUCCCCGCCAUGAGGGCGCUCGCUUUCGAUCUUGAACUGCAACAGGCCGGCGGCACUCAGGCGACCCAUCUCAGUGACAAGGCGAACGCGGAUCUGGCACUCAGCGUAGACGACGACGGUUAUCUCAAGUUUGACAUCCUCGACUCCCUCAUCACGGCGUACGGGAUACACGCGCUCUACCAUACGGUAAUGCCCGACUCGCGGUACAUACUCCCUGCUCUGCGUUCCGCUUCGCACUUCUUUUGGCAUCUGCGUCGCUCACCGGAGAAGAACCGCUUGCGCAGUAAAGUCGACGUGAAGGUGCAUGCACUGGUCGAAGACGACGAGGCUGAGCUCGACGAUGACCUGAUGCCUCCUCUGGUUCGCAACGGCGACGAUCUCUUCCGAGGAGGUGCCGUUGAUGUUGUCGCCGACUCGAAGGCGAAGUACGGCGUCACCAUACGGAAUAAGACCUCAGUACCGCUGCACGUCUGGGUGUUCUACUUUGACUGCAGCGACCUCUCUAUCACUGAAUACUAUCGGUCUCCGACCGCUGACCAGCCGAUCCUCCUUCCAUUUGGUACUCUGCAUAUCGGUUAUGGAGCCGGAGGAGGCCGACCUUUCACGUACUUCCUUCGCGAGGGGCAAGAUCGGGACGUUGGGUUCAUCAAACUCUUCAUCUCGACGGAGUAUGUAGAUCUGUCUAGCAUCGCGCAGGGUGUGCCAUUCGUGACCGAUCGGGCUGCGGUUCCACCGGACGUGCCGGUCUCAACCUACCCCCGUCCAAUCUGGGAUACAGUCAUCAUCACCGUCGUACAAUAUGGCGCGGCUUCAGGUUUGACGCGCGGCACCUAG
Messenger RNA from Peniophora sp. CBMAI 1063, 2130 nucleotides. The record is from the annotation of a GenBank genome assembly. Lineage: Eukaryota; Fungi; Basidiomycota; Agaricomycetes; Russulales; Peniophoraceae.